CAAACAAAUUAGUCCGUCCAAUCAGGUGAAGCUAGUGGUCCUUGGUCGCUGAGCGCAGAUUACAGUUUACGUAGCAUCUUCAAAUUGCUACUGUACAGCUAGAUAUCUAGCUGUUCAGUAAUCCCCGAGAGGAUGAUACUGCGAUCUCGAAAUAUUUCUGCAGUUGUGCCGAAGGAAACAAACGCACCAAGUAACCUUCAUCGACGGACUUGCAAGAGAGCGCCGCCGGUGGCAACGCUUGCAACGGGCAAAGAAGAAAUGGUGCCAGACUGUGCUACGCAGGACUCUGACGAGGAGUGCGUCCCUAUCGCCAGUACACGGCGCACAAGGAAAAGGCCUGCAGCACACGGGGACCGCGAUGAUUUCACGACUCCAGUGUUUUGCCGGAAGCGCCGCGUGCGCUUUGGGAGUGAGGAAGACCGCCCAUACACUAAUACAGCUGUAAGGAACAUCUUCACCCCAACUUCCUACCUCCCGAUGUCAACAGUGAACAAUGGUGUGAAAUUCCCUGAGGAUGACUUGAUGAGUCCAGACCAGUGCAUUUUUGGGUAUGACUCUUCAAGCCCUCUGGCAGAAGAGGAAGAAGAUGAUGAUGAUGAUGAGGUGUUUAAUCCGUACUACUUCAUCAAAAACAUUCCGUCUCAAUCCCAGCAAUCAAAACCUCGAACCCGGGACAUCCCGGUCAAGACCAGGAGCACCCCACAAGCCACACUUGUUUUGGACCUGGACGAGACGCUAGUGUUCAGCUCCCUGAACAUGAUUGAGAAUGCAGAACACACCUUCCACACCUAUUUUCAGGAUCACGAGUACAAAGUUUUCAUGAUACUGAGGCCUCACGUAAAAGAGUUUCUGCAAAGCAUGUCGAAAAUCUUUGAAAUGUUUGUCUACACUUCCGCCAAGAAAGAAUAUGCAGAGAAGAUCUUGGAGACACUGGAUCCUCAGAAAAAACUUUUUCGGCACCGUUUGUACCAGGAGGACUGCGCCUGUGUGCUUGGCCACUACAUCAAGGACCUGGACGUGCUGGAAAGGGACCUGGCCAAGACUGUGGUUCUGGACAACGCACCCCACGCUUUCCCUUACCACCUGAUGAAUAUGAUCCCCAUCAAGAGCUGGGCUGGAGACCGGGAGGACAACGAACUGCAGAAGCUCAUCCCUUAUCUCGAGAAACUGUCCGAAACGGAGGACUUCCGGCAGGUUCUGAAGCGCAGGAUGGAUCAUUUGCACAGACUGCUCUCAGAAGACUGAUGAGUGGAACUUAAGUGCUGUUAAUUAAUCUCUCAGUUAUCUGCUCAUGUAAAACAUACAAUAUUUUCAUUCUGUUCAGUGUUACCCUGGUCUUAGUGGUGUGAGCAGAAAAGAGAAUUCGGGAAGAUUUGGCAUUAAAGUCUCGAGAAGGCAGAUACUCAAGUUACAAUUACAUGGUUUUUUGAAGUAACUUCCUGCGGAACAUUGUGUAAUUACAUGGUGUUAUUUUGUAUAUUUUGUUAGGGGUGAAAAAUGCAUUUGACAUAUUUCAUAUUUAUACGAUUGGAUAUUUGCUGAAGCAAUUCAUGUACCUUUCUGAAUGGUACAAUUGCUGUGUCUCACCUGGGAACCAAACCUGUAAGGUGUGUUAUGGACCUGGUUUCCAAUGCUCUGCACUACAAUGCAGCUGGCUCAUUUUAGGUGUUUUUUUAUUUUAUUUUAUUUUUUUAUACAUAAAUGUCUGUGGACCAAGAAUGCCCAUCACAACAAGCGACUCCUGUUUACAAAGACGGCUGUUCUGCCCUGGAGUACUUCUUUGUAUCGCAUAGAAUAUUGUUCUCUCUGUUGCAUAGAAAACGUGCUGACUGACAAGCCAUGCUACCCUGUAAUAUACUGUACAUAUUUGUGCUGUUCAUAACAUAAUUUAGUUUAUUGAUAUAUAUAUAUACUCGCUGUAUUCAAGAAAUUGCUGCAGAGGGGACUUGAAGAGAGGACUAAAGUGCUGAAGAAGCGUUGACUUUAACAACCGUCUCUCAGCAUGCAUUGUAUGUAUUUGCUAAAAUGGCAAUAGUUAUGCAGUGUUUUAUUCCUCAUUUAUGGUUGUUCAUUAAAUGUAUUUGCACUUC
Conger conger (European conger) is the source of this 2090-nucleotide messenger RNA. It is a transcript of the gene ctdspl3, whose product is annotated as CTD (carboxy-terminal domain, RNA polymerase II, polypeptide A) small phosphatase like 3. NCBI's taxonomy places the organism in Eukaryota, Metazoa, Chordata, Actinopteri, Anguilliformes, Congridae. The transcript is spliced from 11 exons. The record is from RefSeq and is a predicted model, not a curated record. The coding region runs from base 133 to 1245 and encodes 370 amino acids. Gene Ontology annotation, molecular function: phosphoprotein phosphatase activity.